Aricia agestis (brown argus) is the source of this 1452-nucleotide messenger RNA. Its product is annotated as lysocardiolipin acyltransferase 1-like. Gene Ontology annotation, cellular component: endomembrane system. The transcript has 7 exons. Bases 219 to 1379 code for a protein of 386 amino acids. The record is from RefSeq and is a predicted model, not a curated record. NCBI's taxonomy places the organism in Eukaryota, Metazoa, Arthropoda, Insecta, Lepidoptera, Lycaenidae. Gene Ontology annotation, molecular function: acyltransferase activity.
AUGCUAACAAUAUACGUACAAGCAUUCUGUUAUUUUUAGGUUAAACUUCAUAUUCCCUUGCCCAUUCAUGCCCUUCGGCAUGAAAAUACUUUUUGCUCAACACAGACAAAUCCGCGCGAAUUAGGUCGUAUAAUGCAAAUUAUGUAAGUACAUUAAGUCGUAGGGGCUCUAAUCUGUAGCUGGAUAAGGCUUCCACUCAGUGUGUUCACUGUCCAGCCAUGGCGAUAGGCUUUGUUGUCUGUGCUGCUUGGUUCUUCACUAUAUUGGCCGGUUUCUACGUGUUAUACUGCCCAGUUUUGUAUUUGCUGUUCAUCAACCAUGCGAUAUACAGAAAGGCAGUUGACGUCCUCUUUGCUCUAUGGGAGUUGUAUCCAACGGCAUUAUUCCAAUGGUGUUGUAACACCGAGCUUCAUCACUAUGGUGACUAUGUGGACCCCGACGAAACUACCAUCAUCUUCAUGAACCAUCGCACCAGGCUUGACUGGAACUACGUGUGGAUAGCCCUUUACCAUGCCACACAAAAACCCGACUACUUCGAGUGCAUAUGCAAAGGCAACGCCAAAGCUAGCACCGCGGAAAAAGGUUUCCUCAACGCGAUUUCAAGAGGAAAAUCAAAGAUUAAGUAUGUCUUAAAAGAUGAGAUAAAAUGUAUCCCUGGGAUGGGUUGGAUAAUGCAACUAAACUACUUUCUCUAUGUGAAGAGGAACUGGCAGGAGGACCAGCUAAGUCUCUCCCAGUUCGUAGACUACUACAGCAAGCUUCGGUACAACGUCCGUGUGGUACUGUUUCCUGAGGGAACGGACUUGAGUGAGGAGAACAAACGACGUAGCGAGAAGUUUGCCGCUUCUAAGCAGCUGCCGACAUAUGAGUACGUUCUCCACCCGCGUACAACCGGCUAUGUGGCGUUGGUCUCGCGGCUCCGCGCGGCCGGUCUGGCCUCGGUCUAUGACGUCACAGUGGCCUACGACAAGCCGGCGCAGACGGAAAUGGACUUGCUCUGUGGUAGGAUGCCGAAGCGAGUGUUCUUCUAUUUCAAAAGGUACGCCAUCGAAGAUCUGCCACACGAAGAGAACGACCUACGGCUGUGGCUUCAGGAUCGUUGGAGUGAAAAAAAUAGAAGUCUCCAGAGGUUUCAUGAAGAAGGUCUUUUCAUCGACCCUGCUACUAACCACAGUCCAGCACGAAGGCUUCCCCGGUCUCUAGAUGUUGCCAAGUACGGGUUCGCGUUUUGGACUCUCGUUGAUAUUUUCUUCAUCUAUUCCUUCUGUUACAGUAACGUUUUCAAAUUCUGGGUCAUCUACCACAGCUUACUGUUCAUAUUUGUGACAAAAUACUUUGGUGGAUUUCAAAAUAUACAGAGUAGAUUAUUAAAUAAGUAGUUCAAGGUGUGCCUCAAACUUUAGUCUUAGCUGUAAAUUAGCGUUCAACAAAAUAAAUGUUGUAUAUAGUUUA